Messenger RNA from Parathielavia appendiculata, 1769 nucleotides. RefSeq names its product MFS general substrate transporter. The record is from RefSeq and is a predicted model, not a curated record. Gene Ontology annotation, cellular component: plasma membrane. NCBI's taxonomy places the organism in Eukaryota, Fungi, Ascomycota, Sordariomycetes, Sordariales, Chaetomiaceae. The transcript is spliced from 4 exons. The coding region runs from base 261 to 1769 and encodes 502 amino acids. Gene Ontology annotation, biological process: pantothenate import across plasma membrane. Gene Ontology annotation, molecular function: pantothenate transmembrane transporter activity.
AACUCCGAGUUUGUCUCGUUCGUUCGCGAGUGGACGUCAUCGCACCCGAAUUUGAAAAGUCAAAGCCGCCAGCUUCGAACGGUAUCAAGACUCGAUGUUGACAAACUACUAUCGCAAGUCUGGCUGAUUGUUGAAAUCUCAACAGGCGACAUCGCCUCUUUGGCGAUGACUGUCAACAGCACACCGUCAAGCCAUCAAACCACUUCCUAGCGUGGUCGGCGCCAUUCCUCCGUACUGCACAUAGAGAGUGCAACGGCAAGAUGACAAGAAUGCCCUCCAGACUGCGGGACUACUUCCUCUCGACAUGGAGGACUGACCAUGCCGAGCAGAACCUGGUCCGCAAGAUUGACUUUUUCAUCUUGACCUUUUGCUGUCUCAGCUAUUUCCUGAACUACCUCGACCGCACCAACCUCGCCAAUGCUUACGUCUCGGGCAUGAAGGAGGACCUGAGCUUCCAGGGCGACCAGUUGAAUCAGAUUAACACUUGUUUCACCAUUGGCUACGUCCUCGGCCAGAUCCCGUCCAACCUGAGUCUGCACUACGUCAAGCCGCGCUGCUUCUUCCCAGCCAUGAUGGUCGUCUGGGCGGGGCUGACCAUGGUGACGGCGUCGACGCACUCCCCACAAGCCAUCAUGGCCAUCCGCUUCUUCCAAGGCCUUGCCGAGGCCAGCACCUUUGUCGGCACGCACUACAUCCUGGGGUCCUGGUACACGGAGCGCGAGCUGGGCAAGCGCAGCGGCAUCUUCACGGCCUCGGGGCUGGCCGGAACCAUGAUCGGCGGGUUCAUCCAGACGGGCAUCCACAGCAGCCUGGACGGCCGCCACGGCCUGAGCGGAUGGCGCUGGCUGUUUCUGGUCGACGGCAUCAUCACCCUGCCCGUGGCGCUGUACGGGUUUCUGCUCUUCCCUGACACGCCCGCGACUACCGCCGCGCCAUAUCUCAGCCUGUCGGAGAGGGAGCUGGCCGUGGCGCGGCUGAGACGGCAUCAUCAUCCCCUCGUCGAACCUAAUAACCCCUCAUCAUCUGAUGAUCAAGACCAGGAGUUUAAACAGAAGACGUCUCCGCUGACGUGGGCCUUCGCAAGGAGCGUCCUCGCAUCGUGGGAAUGGUGGGGCUUCGUGGUGCUGUGGAUCAUCGCCGGCGAGACCGAGUCCUUCUCCUCGAACUCUCUGCUGGCCCUCUACAUGAAGAGCUCCCCCUCUACGCCACGCUACACCGUCGCACAGCUCAACAACUACCCGACCGGCGUCCCGGCCGUGGGCAUCGUCUCGACGCUCUUCUGGGCGGCGCUGACGGACCUGAUGGGGGGCAAGCGGUAUCUGGUGGGGUAUUUCAUCGGCGUCACAGGUGUCGCGACCAGCGGGAUGAUCCUGGCGGCUCGGGGGAUGGACAACAGCGAGAGGGCCACGGCCGUGGUGUUCGCGGCGUACUACUGGGCUGGCGCCGUGUAUGCGUGCCAGGCGACCUUCUUUGCGUGGGCCAACGACGCCAUGCGGCUGAGGGAGCCCGUGUUCCGGUCGGUCGUGCUGGCGGGCAUGAAUCUGGGGAGCAAUGCCAUCAAUGCGUGGUGGAGUAUUGUGUUUUAUGGCGCGAGUAUGGCGCCGUGGUUUGAGAGAGGCAUGUACGCCAUGAUUGCAACGUCGGUUGCCCUCGUUGGGUGGACCGCUUGGCUGUCGUACGUUUCCGUGAGGGAUGAGAAGCAGAGACUGCAGGGUGAAGUGCCAGGCUCGAGUGCUCAACAGGUGGCCAAAAGUGGAGAGAUUGGAUAG